CCUCACUUCCACUCGUUUUCUUGCUUCAUUCUAGUUCAUUUCUCGCUAUAGUAUACUUUAAUAUACACUUACCUGUAUUGUGUCUAUAUAUAUAUAUAUAAAGAGAGCAAGAGAAACAGAAGAGAGAGAUAAAUUGUCUGAUGUGAUUCUAAUCUGUGUUUAAUCAAAUGGGUUUUGUACAAAUUCUGUGCAGACGUAGAAUUAAUCUUUCAGGCCCGUUUAUAUGCCAUUAUGUUAUGCAUCUUUCUUUGGUUGCUAAAUCAUGGCUUAAGAUUUGGAAAGAAUGUUUGGCCUCAGUUCAAGAUUGUAUAAUAUAUCCCUUUCUCAAAAAAUUAAUUUGCCCAAAUAUUUCCCAUGACUUGGGUGAUUUACUUGAAUUUCUUUACAAUGUGUAUCUAUUUCGAUUUUUCCAAUGAUAUUGAUGUUGUCCCUAUCAUCCAUCUAUUUGUAGACAAUCCAUGGCUGCAUCAAAGAAAUGGUGAUCUAAAAUUUGUAAAGUCAAUUUGGCAAUUUGUUUGAUUCGUUUUUAUUUAUUAUAUUCAAAUAGUUCUCCUUUUUCUAGAUAAAAGAUUUUAUUUUAGUUGUCUAAUGCAAGAGGACUAGGGAAAGCGUACAAAUCUUAAUUGUGUAAACUAGAAAAAGAAAAACUUGUUAGAAAUUUCCUAGAUAACCAAUGUAAAAUCACUAAAAGAGUGGAUUUGUUCUUUAACAAUCUCAAUUUGUAACUGAUGAAUGCAGUGAAAUAAAGCGUUUUUGAAGUAAGAUACAAACUUAUUCAGUUUUGCAGGAUUUGAUGAUUUUUUGUGGGUUAAGCGAUAAUUUUUUCUUGUUAUGUUUUACACAGAGUUGAUUGUUCAAUUUAUUAUUAUUUUUUCCCCUUUUUUUGUUCGUUCGUUGUACAGAAAUAACGAUCUUUUUCGAGACUUUCUAUACAUGUUACAACUCAAAGAAUGGUCUGCAUUCUGCCUCUGGAUAUCCCUUCAGAAGACUUCUGAACCAUUCUUACUGAUAUAUACCAGAAGUCGUUUACUAACAUAGAACUAUCAAAUAAUCUUAGUCGAUCACCAAGGGAUUUUUGAUUGAAGAGAAACACAGGUUCUUGUGGAAGCAUAAUCUACAAUAUAAAUGAGAGGCAAACAUGAAAAUGUCCAUCAUUUUACACACUCGUCAUUUUCUUGCAGUUCUGUUGUUGUAAUGUGUUUUUGUGCCAUGAACGUGUCCACAUAAAUACUUAAAAAAUUCCCUUCUCAUGGUUUCCAACAGAUUUUGGCAUUUAAGCAACAUUGAAUAACUUGUUCAUACAUAUCUUCUCUUUGUUUCCUGGGCCUUUAGUAAGUUACAAGUAGAGUUCAAAAGUUAAUCUUUGAUGAUUCAAUCAGCCAAAUAUCAGGUGAAAAUGAUUACUCAACCAACCACAAAAGUCCGACUGGUUAGAUGUCCUAGAUGCCGUCAAGUUCUUGCAGAGUUGCCGGAUGUUCCUCUGUACAAGUGUGGAGGAUGUGGUACAAUUAUCAAAGCUAAAAACCAGAUAAAUGAAUCCAACGAUGCAAAUGUAUGCGUACAAGAAACAGAUGCUAUUGUAAAUGCUAAACAGGAUUGUGUUUCAGAAGACAAGGAAGACACCGGCUCUAAUCAAGAUUUAAUGUCUCUCUUGAGUGGAGAAUCCUCGCCAGAAAAAGACAACACAGGAGUUCACGGUGAACAUAAAAAAAGCCCCUCUGAUGAGAUUUCUAGCUCACCUGAGAUUAACUGUUUUGAGAGCAAAGAUUCAUCCACUGAUGUCAGAAAAUCUUUGAAGCCGGACGAUGCCAAAUAUCCUUUGGAGCAAAAUACCAACAGAUUUGAUUUCAGGGUUUUACAGGAUUACAAUAGGGAAAGGAGUAGAGGCAGAAACUUGUCUGAUGAAUCUCCUAGCUCAAGUGAGUUUAAUUGUCAUGUGGUCAAAGUGUCGACUCAAGAAGUUAGACAACAUACAGAAUGGGAUAAUACGAUUCAGUUGGACGAAUGCCCUGGAAGGGAUCCAAUGGAAGUUGGAGAAAACACAGAAGGGAACAAAAGCCGAUAUCUUGCACCAGAAAAUGAUGUUAAUAAUCAGAACAUUUCAAAAAGUCUAGAAACUUCGUCACAUUCAGCUGGACAAACUAAUGAAGUCAAUGAGGAUAUCAAUAAUCAUCCGAACUUUAGAAGCUUGAGCAAAGAAAAUGAUUUGAAGACACAUACUGGAGAUGUAUCUAUUACUGCUCCAAGCCCCUUGAAUGAGAGCAUUGUGUCAGUUGAUUUCAUCACUUCCGACAGUGAACAGAUGGAUCACUCCCGAAGUCCUCAAAAUUUUGGCAGAACAAGCUCAGUAGAUACUUUGGGAAGUUCACCUCCUAUUGAUCCUAUUACUGAUCUUAGCGUUAAACGAGAAGAUAUGUUUAAAUCUCCAACAAUCAGAACUUACUAUGCUUAUGAUGGUAGUGUAUCAUCUUAUGAUGGAACCGAUGAUCAAAUCCCCAACCAUGUACCUUCCAGAAGAAAGUUCGAGUUGCCUGAAACGAAAAGAUAUGACCACACCAGUGGAAACAGGACAAGAUUUGAUGAAGGUAUUUCUCGCUCAGCAUUCAGUUCCAGCGAUUUCUUGGGAAAUCACGAAAGUGGAAAUGGAAAAGGAAAAUCUUUGAGUUAUCAGCACAAUCUGUUUGAACAUCAUCCUGGCUUUUACUCACCAGACAAGCAUUCUUACUCCAACCCAGACAAAAUGGACUUGUUGAGAAUGGUCUAUGAACUCGAAGAUCAGCUCUACAGGAUGCGUUGUUCAAAUGAUAAGAGAGAUGGAAGGUUUCCUGCUGCAUUGUACGACGAUAAUUUAGCACCAGAAAGGGAGAUGCAUGCGGGUAUGAACCCUCCUAGGUAUCAAAUGAGCCACGGUCAAGUACAAGGUUGGCCCGGACAAUGCAGAGCCUCGAGAAUGCCGUAUCCCGCGGAUGCUGCACAGUCCAGUCCCCAAGUCAAGUGCUCUUGUGUGCACUGUUUUCCCCAAGACUGGUACUGCUCACCACAGUUUUCUUCACAUUCCGUGUGCAAUGACAGUCUUCAUUCCCGUGCCUCGAGUUCCUCGAUUCCCUGGCAUUACAUGAGCUCUGAGGUUUCAUUAUUGGAUGACCAGAUGAAAAGGUCAUAUUCGAGGGAGAGAUAUCAGGUAGCAAAGCGACAUAUCCGGCCUAUAGCUGGUGGAGCCCCACUUCUCACCUGUUAUAAAUGUUCGGAAUUAUUGCAGCUACCUGCAAACUUCCUCUUAUUCGAGAAAAAAUUUCAUCGACUGAGAUGCAGUGCUUGUCGGGAAGUUCUGAAAUUCUCGCUUCUGAAAGGAACGAAUAUAGUUCAGUACAUUCCUGAUGUUUUUGCCCCUCCGCAAAGUGAGGUUGACAAUUGCAAUGACGCUACCAGUAAGAGAAACCCCGUACCAAACUCUCGUUCCAAUCCUCGUCCAAAUGCUAAACAUGUUCUGUACUCUGAUGAUAAUGAGCAGUCCUGUAGAAGUAGUUCUACAGAAGGAGAGUCUUCACUUACGAGAUCUUCAUAUGAUCGGCUUCAGAUGAACGCGUGCAAUAACAAGAUAGCAUCUGUUAAUGAGUCGAUGGGAGAUAGAAAAAUGAAGUCCACCUUGAGGGAGUCUCAGACCAAGGAGAGUUUAAAGAGCACCAAAGAGUCAACCAGUACUUCAUCAAAGAAAGAAUCUGCAAAGCUCGAAGGUCUUCCACUUCACCAGCUUAUGGGAUAUUCUUCCUUAAGUCGAGUAUUAAAUUAACUAAUUUCCUAGCAUAUGCAUCCGUCGACAAAAGGAUCACCCUAAGAUGAUCAUUUCAUGGCUAUUGAGAGCAGAACGAGUCGAGAGAUUCGCUUGUUUUCUUCCUUGAAGUGAAAGGUCUGUUUAAACUUAUACAGUCACCGAAUAAGUUUGAUUGCUGUGGCCUGUGAAUUGCACCAUCUCCAUCAAAUUCAGUGUGUAUCGAUCUUUCAAAAGAAAAAAACAAAAUCUGUUACAUUUUUCUUUUCCACACGUUUUCUACAGCCGAUUACAAAUAAGUCGAGUCGUCUUAUAGUUCAAGGUCUAUAUUGAUUGUCGCAUAUGUAGUUCUCUAAUAAUUUUUGAUACAGAAAAAUGGUUUGACAUAUGAUGAAAUACAA
Olea europaea var. sylvestris is the source of this 4170-nucleotide messenger RNA. RefSeq names its product protein ENHANCED DISEASE RESISTANCE 4. The coding region runs from base 1367 to 3790 and encodes 807 amino acids. The transcript has 2 exons. The record is from RefSeq and is a predicted model, not a curated record. Lineage: Eukaryota; Viridiplantae; Streptophyta; Magnoliopsida; Lamiales; Oleaceae. Gene Ontology annotation, biological process: regulation of defense response to fungus.